UCCAUCCCUACAAGAUGUCUUGCUAUGAUCUGUGCCCCACCUACAGCAGUGGCAUCAGCUGCCCCCAGCCCAUCGCCAACAGCUGCAAUGAGCCCUGUGUCCGGCAGUGCCCUGACUCCACGACCGUGAUACAGCCACCCCCCGCUGUCGUCACCUUCCCCGGCCCCAUCCUCAGCUCCUUCCCCCAGGAUUCAGUUGUGGGAUCCUCCGGAGCACCCGUCUUUGGGGGCUUUGGGGGCUCUUCCCUGGGCUACGGGGGUCUGUAUGGCUCUGGGGGCUCUUCCCUGGGCUAUGGGGGCCUGUAUGGCUCUGGGGGCUCUUCCCUGGGCUAUGGGGGCUUGUAUGGCUAUGGAGGCUCUUCCCUGGGUUACCGGGGCCUGUCUGGCUAUGGUAGAUCCUUUGGUUCUGGCUAUUGCAGCCCUUACACCUACCGGUACAACAGAUACCGCCGUGGAAGCUGUGGGCCAUGCUAA
Messenger RNA from Oxyura jamaicensis (ruddy duck), 473 nucleotides. Its product is annotated as scale keratin. Gene Ontology annotation, molecular function: structural constituent of cytoskeleton. Gene Ontology annotation, cellular component: intermediate filament. The transcript has a single exon. NCBI's taxonomy places the organism in Eukaryota, Metazoa, Chordata, Aves, Anseriformes, Anatidae. Bases 15 to 473 code for a protein of 152 amino acids. The record is from RefSeq and is a predicted model, not a curated record.